Messenger RNA from Dicentrarchus labrax (European seabass), 3615 nucleotides. Its product is annotated as macrophage mannose receptor 1-like. The record is from RefSeq and is a predicted model, not a curated record. Lineage: Eukaryota; Metazoa; Chordata; Actinopteri; Moronidae. The transcript has 3 exons. The coding region runs from base 1649 to 2812 and encodes 387 amino acids.
GUACAUCCAUGGGGUCGCCUUCCGUGUUGCACUGCCAUGUUUCUUUCAGAAGCCCAGAAUGGAAAAACCAAACACUGCCUCUAGAUAGGGUGUGUUGAAUUUUUUUGUUGCAAGUUUCACAGCCACCUUCAUUUCUCAUUCAUGCUUGGAAGGGGAGAGUGUAGGCGACGGAGUUGUGAUCUGGAACUACACCGCUAGAUGCCACUAAAUCCUACACACUGGACCUUUAAUUAACAACAUCGUACUGAAGCUGAGGUAGGACUGAUCAACUCAUCUUUUGACUAAAAAGAUUCAAAUUCAAUCAUUUGCCUGCAGCCUGAUUUCCCCAUCCAAGCAUGGAGUCUGGAAAAUUUUGAAUGUAGAAAAUUUGAAUGAAGCUUUAAGAUGCAGAGGGAGAGCGCAUUUCACUGCACCACACAUGACUGCAUUUGGUUCCACUUUGUUUUUAAAUUCUGUCCAUCUUUUCCUCAUCAUUUGUUAUGUUAAGUACACCACAAACUGACAUGAAAAGCAAAUUGAAGCCGAGCUAACACUAAGGUUCUUUGUGUUUAUUUUUACCACUCCACUUUAUAAAUGUAACUUUUAAAGCUUUAAUAUAGCAUGCUACUCAGAAGAUUAGAUCCAGUGAUUUCUGGUCCUUCCUCUGGUCUUAUUGCAUGAACAUUUUGAUGAGAUUUCAUUUAAUGCUGGAGAGGAGAAACUAAUGAAGUAUUAUUGAAUAGUUCAAGUAUUUCACAGUGAGAAAACACACUAGCAGUGAGGAUCUGUGGCUGCACAUGAUAGGAGAUAGAUGGAUCUUCUUUUUCUUCUUUUCAGAAGAUUGGGUCAAGUUUGUAUUUGUACUUCUACCACCUUCUUUAUAUUUUUCCUGAUACAUUACUGACUAGAUUUCCUUGAAAUGCAACACUUGGAAUUAAAUUUAUAAUAAUCCUUAACAUUCUAAUGAAAUCUAAUCCCAUUUUUGUGCUAUUUAUGACGUUUAUUUCUGCAAUAGCCAUUAAAUGUAUUUACAGUCUGUAAUUAAUUUCUUUAGAGUAGUUUUCAUUGUUUGUGGCGGAGUCUACCAUUCCCACCAUGGAUUCAUGGAAGUUUACAGCUUGCUGUAGUAUUAAACCACACUUAGGGUUAGUGUGGUAAGGACUGAUAUCUCAAGGAUUCCAACUUUAAGGUGAUAUGACUGAUUUGUGCCAGAGAGGAACUGAGACAUAUUAAGUGUCAGCAGGGUUACCGGUUAUUGUGACAAAAUGUACAAAAAGAUCAGCAUCACACCAAUUUUUAAUCCUACUUCUGUGUUCAUUUUCCACCACAAAUAUGAGGAGAUAACUUUUUAUUUUUUCAAACCUGAUUGGAAAAAAAAUGGAAAAUCUUCAAGCUGAAAUUUAAAGGUAAAUUCAAGUUAUUAUAAUUAAAUAAAACACAGUAAAAUCUGCUUGCAAGACUAACUUGGGACACUGGAGUGAUGUGGCAAAGUAGUACUGGUCAGUUGGAUGUGGCAAGGCGUGUCUAUGUUGGAGUGAGGUAUGUAGUCUAUAAGAGCAGAUUGAUUGCUCUGCACCAGCCACUGAUGACACCACGAACUGACCUGGCUACUGAAGGUAUUAUCUGCAACCAAACGCACUUUUGACUUGACGUGAAGACAGGAGCACUCAUGGGAAACAAGGACAGCCCUGAACUCACACUCUCCCUCCUGCUAAUGGCUGCUCUUUGUUUGGAGGCAUCCAUAAUAAGAAAGUCAACUUACUUUUCAUACAAGAAGAUGGACUGGACAGAGGCCAGACUGUACUGCCAGGAAAAUACAAAAGACAUGGCUAUCUUAAAGACAGCGAGAAGCCAGCUGACUGAGUUGUUGAGGGAAGAGAAUAUCAACCAAGUCUGGAUCGGUCUCCACAGAGACCCUGAGGAUGAGUCAGUCUGGAAGUGGAUAAAUGUAAAAACCGGAGAAGGGAUCUCAGGAGACGACUUGUCACAGAGCAGCAACUGGGCCAAUGGAUCACAGAACCGUCACUGUGUGUUUGUGUCAGAUGAGGAUCAAAUGUGGUACAGCACUAGUUGUUCAAGGGAAAAUGGUUUCUACUGCUCAGUACAAGACAAAGUUCAACAUCACAAAAUUGCCCUUAGCUGGUACAACGCUUCUCUUUACUGUCAGAAUAAUAGUAGUGAGCUAGCAACCAUCACAGAAAUAAACAGAGAUGGUAUUAAGAAAUAUGGUUGGAUUGGACUGUACCGAGACCCUGGUGAGGACUGGAGGUGGAUCGGGGACGUGCCAUCUGACUACAGAAACUGGGCACCAGGAGAGCCAAGCAAUGCAGACUGUGCCUCUUUUGACACUCUCACUGAAAAAUGGCAAAGCAAUGUGUGCUCCGAAAAGCUUAAUCCCCUCUGCAGCAUCGACAACCUGGUGGUGGUGAAUAUGAACAAGACAUGGGAGGAUGCCCUGAGCUACUGCCAGCAAAUGGAAACUCCGUGUGCGAGCUCCUCGGGGUCCUGCAGUAACAGAUACAACCUUGUGAGCCUGGAAUAUUUGUCUGACUUCAGCUAUGUCAAAGAGAGGAUCUACAGACUGGCCACGACCGAUGAGGUUUGGACGGGCCUGCGCUUCCUGGCAGGGAAGUGGUUGUGGGUGGACGGAGAGAGGCUGGUAGACCAUGGGAUGCUGCCAGACUGCCCGUCCCUGGACAAACACUGCGGGACCCUGUCCAAAUACGACACAAGCAACUGGAUCAUCAGGGACUGCUCAGAAAGAAGAAACUUCAUCUGCUACAAACAAAAAGUACUGCUAUCAGAGAAUGAAAAAAAAGAUAAAGAAAAAUAAUCCUAAAAGCUUGUCAGUGCUCUGUUAUUAAUAAUAUAUAUAUAUAUAUAUAUAUAUAUUAUUAUUGUUUUGUCUGUAGUUUAACAGGUUGAGCUCUCUCUACUAUAGGGCACUAUAUUCUAUAUUAAUAAGGUUUUGUUGUGAUUAUAGUCAUGAAUAGAUUGAUAACAGAUUAGAUACUCAGAAAUGUAUAUUUCUUGGUUGAUGGAGUGAGAAAUAAUAUUUCCACGCAGAAGAGUGACGAUGUAAUCUUUGACCUAAUGUUUUGUGGUAAAAGAAAAAAAAAACUUUUUCUAUUGUUCUUUGUGACAUUUCAUUCAUUACUGUGUAGUCUUCACUGUCGAAAUUCAAAUGGACAAAACAUAUUAUAGAUUGUCAGUUUAACCAGCUUUUCAUUUAAACUGUAAUUAUUGAAAUCAUUACUUGCUCCAGCUGGAUUCUUUCAGUGCUGUGUGCUCGCUGAUCAGCUGCUGGGUGUCAUUCUGUAGUUGAACAUUAAACAUUAUUUAAAGUUUCGGAUACAUGUAAAUGUUAAUGUCGGAAUAUUAUAGAAGUUUUGGUAAUAACAAGUAAUAAAGACAUUUAGCAAAAUUGUUUCAUGUGUUAAUAGGAUUAUAAGGGACUGUCUGGGUUUUUGCAACAGGGUUUGUCUCACAGUGUCCUUCCUUUAUGGUUGUUAGUUAUAAAGGUUAUCGUCAGACAUUUGAGACAUUUCCGUUCAAGAACCACCUGAAAGUAAUUGCAAAAGUAUGAGAAAAUCCAGACGUUUACAACGAAAUCUUCUGUAACAAACCUCCUGUUUC